This is a messenger RNA of Cylicocyclus nassatus, 519 nucleotides long. The record is from the annotation of a GenBank genome assembly. NCBI's taxonomy places the organism in Eukaryota, Metazoa, Nematoda, Chromadorea, Rhabditida, Strongylidae.
AUGUUUGUUGUCGCUCUGAUACUGUCAUUGGUCUGCCUUUCCGUGCUGCAGCCAAAGGAAUCUGAUGAGAGAAUUCAUUCAUGCGCCGAACUUUUGGAUCGCGGAAACUCGAACUGCACUGUCCCAAAAGCUGGUUUGCGGUGGUACUAUGACAGUGAAUUAGACGAUUGCUUCGAGUACUACUUUGAGGGUUGCGACGGAGGAAAUAACACCUUCUUUGACUACAGAUCAUGUCGGCGGACCUGCAUACCGGCUGACAGAAGUAGAUGUGGUGGAAAUGCGAAGGCUACUAGUACAUGCGAGAGACUCAAUACCACAUGUCCAGAAGGAAGUGAAUGUAAUAGGGUAAUCAUUACCCUUCGUAACCAACGCGCAUCCUGCACCCAGCUCGAGGGUCAAUAUGCUUUCGUUAUACUUAGCGUUCUUGGUUAUAUAAAGAUCAAAUGUCCAAAGUACAAGGAACGAGUAAACAAGUACAUCGAAGAUUUCCGAACUACGAUUCCUGUUGCACAGUCUUGA